AUGCGAUCUGAAAUUUCCCGAGUAAUUGCCCUUGCACUCGUUCUCGGCACCAAGGCAGCACCCCAAGGCUCUUGGGGUGGCGGCGGCGGUUCCGGAGGCGGUGGCCAGGGGAACGAUGGGAACUUGAACGCUAUCGGCGGUUCUCAGGGAAACAGUGGGAGCUUGAACGCUAUCGGCGGUGGCCAGGGGAACGGCGGGAACUUGAACGCUAUUGGCGGUGGUCAGGGGAACGGCGGGAACUGGGAUGCUAUCGGCGAUGGUUCGAAAGGUGCUGGCGGUAAAGGGGAAAACUGGAAGGGCAUCUCUGCACCUCAGGAACAGGAUUGGGGAGGCGGGAAAGGAGAAGGAUGGAACUUGGGCGGCUGGGAAUCCAAGGGGGAGUAUAAGACUUUUCCUGCUCCAGGUUACACCAAGCCUGGCAUCCCGUCGGAGAAGUUCCCUUAUCCAAAGCCUUUCCUGCCGAUUAAGGAGACAUAUCCUCCGGUGAAGACGGUCGUCCCUACAGAGAAGACCACUCCCCCAGUGAAGACGGUAAUUCCUACGAAGAAGACUACUCCCCCAGUGAAGACGGUAAUUCCUACGGAGAAGACUACUCCUGUUGAGACAGAGGUUCCCACAGAGGUCCCAACAGAAACCCAGACAGAGAUCCAGACAAAGACCCAGACAGAGAUCCCGACAGAGACCCAGACAGAGAGGACUACUCCGGUGGAAACAGUUGAGACGCGAUCUCCUCUCACGACUCCAUUGGGCACGCAAGUUCCUCCAGUGCAAUCUCCCCCCACUGUUUCGCCUCCCGUCCAAUCUCCCCCCGCUGUUUCACCUCCCAUCGAGUCACCUCCCCCGGCUUCGCCUCCGGUCCAGUCUCCUCCUCCUGCGUCGCCUCCAGUCCCAUCUCCUCCUCCUUCUCCUCCGGCUCAGACUCCCACUCCUUCCCCUCCCGCUGAGACUCAACUUACUCAGCCUCCCGUUCAAUCUCCUCCCCCUCAAUCUCCUCCCCCUCAAUCUCCUCCCCCUCAAUCUCCUCCCCCUCAAUCUCCUCCCCCUCAAUCUCCUCCCCCUCAAUCUCCCCCCCCUCAAUCUCCUCCCCCUCAAUCUCCUCCCCCUCAAUCUCCUCCCCCGCCGCCUCCAGGUCAGAUUGGUCCCCCGCCUCCUGUUCCGCCGCCUCCCGGUCAGACUGGUCCACAGCCUUCUGUUCCGCCGCCUCCCGGUCAGACCGGGCCACCUCAGUCUCCUGUUCAGUCGCCUCCGGGUCAAACUGGUCCUCCUCCGCCUCCAGGCCAGACUCCUCCGCCUCCCGGCCAGACUGGUCCCCAGCCUCCUCCGGCCCCAGGGCAGAUACCUCCCUCUGGUCCCCCUCCACCACCUGGCGCACCGGCAACUCAAGUGCCACCAUCACCGGUCGCACCGACGCAAGUCUCGCCUGCUGCAGCGACUCCCACCGCAGGGCUGCCAUUCGUGGGCGAAGCUAAUGCCAACGAUCCUACUCUUGUUAGUUACAUUGCCUUCCUCCUCGGUGCACUCGCUGCUCUCCUAUAA
Molecule: messenger RNA, 1536 nt
Organism: Westerdykella ornata
Lineage: Eukaryota; Fungi; Ascomycota; Dothideomycetes; Pleosporales; Sporormiaceae
Exons: 5
Coding region: 1-1536 (511 amino acids)
Source: RefSeq, a predicted model, not a curated record